Messenger RNA from Effrenium voratum, 3081 nucleotides. The record is from the annotation of a GenBank genome assembly. NCBI's taxonomy places the organism in Eukaryota, Dinophyceae, Suessiales, Symbiodiniaceae.
AUGCCUUCUCUUGCGGCCUGCCUCCUUGCUAGCUUUGAGAGACCAUCUGUGGCCCGGCAGCGGCCGCAGUCUGUGGAGCAUCUGCUGCAGGCUGCGUUGAGCCGAGAUGUGGAGGAUGAGGCGGCAACGGCACCCCGCUGCCGCGGAAAGUAUGUGUCUACCUCUGUAAAGGACAGAGCGAGAUGGGCAAAGGAAUUGCGGGAGUUGAAAGACGCGCAAGAAGAGCGUGGACAAAAGCUGGGGGCGGCCUUGGUGGCCUGGAUCUGGCGCGAGUUUCCGGGCUCGCGGAAUGACAAGCGAGAGUUUUCUCGCAUACGGACUAUGUGCUACCACUUGCUGGAAGAAGGAACCGCAAAGCGGUUGCUUGAUGCGGCGGACAAUGGCGAGGCCAGAAAGCGCCGUCGUGUGAGCGGCGGCGGGCGCAAGCCUCUGGCCAUGGAUGUGGGCCAUGAGCUCUUCCAAUGGUUCGUGGAUACCGCCGCUUCUUCCCAGCUAGCACGUGUGCGGAAUGUGAAGUGCCGACUCACAAGCCGCCUUCUGGAAGCCCAAGCUAGGGUCAUCUUGCAAGACUACCGAGAGGUCCUGCAGAUUCACUUUGAGUCUGGUGUGAGUGUGCCAGGCGCAUUGGACCAGUUGCCAAAGAUCAAUCGCUCAUGGGUGCAGAGGUGGCGCAAGCAGUUUCGGAUUUCCUGGAGAGCACGAACAGUUGCGUACAAGGUGUCGCGGCAGAAGUUGAAAGAGCGGCUCGGAGUGCUCUGGAGAAAUUCGAUACGGCUAAGAGUGCUGCACCAGUGCUUGUUCCCAAGCGGGAAGCUCCGCUUCCGGUCGUAUGACCAGAAGCCUUUGUGGCACAACGCAGUGGGAGGGCAGAAGACUCUUGCUUUGAAGGGGGCCAAAGACGUGGACAUCAAAGAAAAUGUUCAUGCCACGCGAUGCAGGUUCACGGCCAUGACGAAGGCAGUGCAAAUCUCAGGGGAGACAUUGGAGGAUGCAUGCGCCCGAUCGUCGGGCUCUGGCGAUCCAAAUCAGUUGGCUGUGCUUUUCAAAGCGGACACCGACCGCAUCAAGGCAAAUUUAGACGUCCCUUCCGGCUGUUUGGUGCAAACUGGGCCCAAAGGGUCGUAUCGUGUGGAGCAGGUGUUGGAGUUCUUGCGGUGGGAUCUUGGAGCUGCAGAUAGCACAGAUGGCAGCUGCUGCGAGGUAGUCUGCUUGGAUUGGUUCUCUGCCCACCUAGACCCAGAAGUUGACAAGCUCAUCAAGGACCUCGGCCAUGUUCCCCUGAAGCUGGGCGGUGGAAGCACGCCGUUUGUGGCAGUGCUAGACACACACGCUCACUGGAGCUACGAAAGUGCAUACCGUGACGCAGAAACGCAUGAUGCGCAGCUUCAGCUGCGAAGGGGCUACGCUUUGCCAUGCACUUCCCGACAGACCGUCUUGAGCCGUGCAGUAGACUGCUGGCGGCAAGUGAAGCAUGAUAAGGUCGCAGAUGGUUGGUUGGCGGCUGGGCUCACCAAUGCGCUGGAUGGCUCGCAAGAUCAUCUGAUUUCCCGUGUGUGUUUGCCUUUCUGGACAGAACUCCAAAUGGAUCUGACGCGGAGCCAGCUCGUUGCUGAAAUCAAGGACGCGGUAAAGAGUGGGCAGCUUCUUCGCUGGUCUGACUACACGCAAGUCUUGGAACCUUAUGAUGAGCAUGAAGGCCUCAUCGAAGGGGAAGAGACUGGACGUGAGCGCAUGGUGGAAGCACCGCCGGGGCAAGAGCUGGAGAUUGCAGAUGAAGGAUACGAUUCUCCAGAAGCAGAAGGCGAGGAAUUGCCGGAAGAUUGCGAAGAACCUCUUCUUGCAGAGGCGUCUGUUGCCCAGCAGGCAAAGAGUGAAAUAGCCGUGGAGAAUGAUAAGAAGAGAUUGGAGCAGCUACUCUCUAUGCGCAGCGCGGCGAAGACCAUCGGCGACCUGCCAACAGUGCGGUUUUUGGAUAGCCGGGUGGCGGAGGUGUCAAGAGCCCAGGCCCGUCCCAAUGAGAUCAUGAGUGCACACUUGCGUGAAAAGGCGCUGGAGCGCCGCCAGAUGGAGGCGCAGGUGCGGAUUGAACAGCAAGCUGCGCGAGAUAGAUCCAAGCAAUUGCUGCAAGAAGAGAAGAAUGCCAAACUGAAGCUUGAGAUAGCCAAAGUCGAGAAAAGCACAGCAAUGGCAGCUGCGCAAAAAGAUUUGGAGGACGCAAAGCUAGCACGGUCACAAGAGCAGAAACGACGUGAGGAACAGGCACGCGUGGCGCUACUUACCAAGAAGCAUUUUGCUGCGAAACUGGCCAACCAGCUGCUGGAUUGGGCACUGUUUUCUCCAAAUGAAGCAGAGCAGUCUGUGCUGGCUCGAGCAGUGAAGGCCUCCGUGCAACGACGGGCUGGCGAGAAGUCCAUUGUGGUGCCCGAGUUCGUAGAGGCAAGCCGUGCCAUGGCCGCAUUACUUCUUUGCAAAGACCUUGUGAUCGUGAACCCGAAUGCUGGCAAGGCAGAUGUUCGAGUCUUUGCCUCUGAGUCCUUUUGCUGGAGCAUGGCCACUGGCCUUCGCCCGGGAGGUUACGUCGUGGUCCUGGGCGCGUUGCCCGCCUUGAUGGCCAUGGCUGCGGCCCUGUGGCUGGUGAGCUCUACCGGCAGCUGUCAUGCCAUUGACGAGGAGGUGUCCACACAGCUGGGGUGCCUUUUGGGUUACCUGAGCCUCCUGCUCGGGGUCUUAGCCAUGGCUUUGCACUGCUUCGAGCUGCCGCUGCAGCAGACGUUGAGCCUGAGCUUCUGCUUCUCGAUCAUGGUCUUGGCCAUGUGGACCUUGGCCUUGGGCACGUCGCGAAGGUGCGUUUGGGCCUCGAGCAUUCUCAGCGGCAGCGUGCUUCUGAGCUUCGUGGCCUUGCUGCUUCUGGAUCAGCAGCUCAUCCCCAACCAGCUCCACAUCCCUCUGCCGGCGCUGGCGUGCGCUGAGUACCUCUCUGUGGCGGUGUACCUACUUUGGCCCUUGGGCUGGGCGAAGGAGGUUGACGCUGGCUGGCAACUGCACAAGGCAUGGCGGUCCAGACCCAUCCAGAUGGCCUGA